Molecule: messenger RNA, 639 nt
Organism: Prorocentrum cordatum
Lineage: Eukaryota; Dinophyceae; Prorocentrales; Prorocentraceae
Source: the annotation of a GenBank genome assembly
AUGCUGCGUGCCAGACGGUGCGGCUUCGGCAGCAGAGGCUCCAUUGCAGGCUUUCAGCGCAGCAGUCCCCCGGGGACGGGGGCCGCCCUCUCGGCGGGGAUCGCCUGCCCGUGGGGCGCCGACCGCCGGGCCCUGGCGCACUCCCCCGUGCAGCUCGCCCCGCGGAGCGGAGCACGGUGCACGCAGAGCUCCCGAGUGGUCCAGCGGGCGGCUGGCGAGCACGUCCGGCUGCGUGCCAAGUCCGUCGAGGACCUGCGCCCCUGGCUGGAGGCCCUGCGCCCUGGAUGCUCUACACAGGAGUCCAUCCAGGAGGUGGUAACCGACGUGUGUCUGCAGGUGGACACCAUCUUCGGCGUGCCCAAGCUGCGCGAGCCAGAUCCUGAGCAGACCUGCGCUUAUUUCAUGCGAGCCAGGUGGAUGGGCGAGACCAUGGAGAUUCGCGCAAAAAGUUGUCAUCCUGAGCCUGGGAGCACCCCUUACGUGGACAACGGGAGUAGCACUCGCAAUGGCAUUCAGAUGGCUUGUGCUAGCAUUGCGGCGGGAUUGAUCAGCGGCGGUGUUGGCAACAGCAGUGCGAGCCACCGCAGUGGUGGGACGCAUAUGGGCAGUCUUCCAGGCAUGCUGGAGCUCUGUUGAGGG